Messenger RNA from Lotus japonicus, 1276 nucleotides. RefSeq lists its product as uncharacterized. Gene Ontology annotation, molecular function: oxidoreductase activity, acting on the CH-CH group of donors. The transcript is spliced from 2 exons. The record is from RefSeq and is a predicted model, not a curated record. Lineage: Eukaryota; Viridiplantae; Streptophyta; Magnoliopsida; Fabales; Fabaceae. Bases 193 to 1005 code for a protein of 270 amino acids. Gene Ontology annotation, biological process: lipid metabolic process.
AUCUGAAAUGCAAUUAAUUGUAGGUUCUGUAGACAUUAGACAACUUGCUCUUCUGGAAUCGAAUAGAACCAUACAAAUCAACAACUUAUUUAUUGGUCGUAUUAUUGGGUACCAUUUCUCAUCCUUGUUCAGUUCUUCAUUAGAUCUGAAACUGAAACAAACACAGGUCCAAACAGAGAGACAAUCUCCACCAUGGUUAUCAAGUCAUUGUUACUGAACCUUCUAUACCCACCACCAUCUUCUCCUUUUGUCACGGCCAUGUCGGUGCUAAGCUUCGUUGCGUUGGGAAACUCAGGGUUCUCGGAGAUUAGGGGAAACCACUUGAACUAUUCAAAAUUCUGGAACGCCAACACUGGUGGCGCCGCCGCGGCUCAGAGGCAGGUCAAGCUUUCAAGCAGAACUGGCAUGCUGUGGCUCUACACUCCCGCUUUCCUCGCCGGUGCGGUGUCGUUUUGGAUCUUUCCUCAUGAGGGUUUCAGGUCCACGCUCGUUCAAUCUGCUGUUACCCUUCACUUCUUAAAGAGGGUUUUAGAGGUUCUCUUUGUUCACAAGUACAGUGGUUCUAUGCUUCUUGAUUCUGCAAUCCCCAUCACCACGAGUUAUUUUAUGUCAGCUGUGACUAUGAUCUAUGCUCAACACCUAACAAGGGAGCUUCCGGAACCACCUGUAAAUCUGAUGUAUCCUGGGAUUGUGUUGUUUUUGGUAGGCAUCAUUGGCAACUUCUACCACCACUAUCUUCUAUCCAAAUUGAGAGGAAAGGGAGAAAAGGAAUACAAAAUUCCUAAGGGGGGCUUGUUUGACCUUGUGGUCUGCCCCCAUUAUCUUUUUGAGAUUAUCGUGUUUUAUGGGGUUUCCUUCAUGUCUCAGACUUUGUAUUCAGUCUCUUUCGCCGUAGGCACUACUUUCUACUUGUUGGGUAGGAGUUAUGCAACUAGGAAAUGGUAUCUUUCUAAGUUUGAAGAUUUCCCUAAUCAUGUCAAGGCUGUCAUCCCCUUUCUCUUCUAAAUCUUGUGCAUAACAAUAAAUUUUACAUGAAAUGUACCUGUGCUUCCUUGAGUAUUUUAAAGUUUUAAAUCAAUAGAAUUCUAUACUCAAGAUCUGGUUGUAUAUGAUACAAGAGAGGUCGUGAAGGAUACAUUCUGAAAGAUAGGUGAGAUUAGUACUCGUAUAAGCAUCAUCUCAAGCUUCCCACCAGCCGAAAUGUACUUUGUUAUACCAUCAUCAAUGUACUCCCACUCAGUCUUCUAAUUGCAAUGUCUAUGUAGUUAUACUUGAA